Molecule: messenger RNA, 1529 nt
Organism: Seriola dumerili (greater amberjack)
Lineage: Eukaryota; Metazoa; Chordata; Actinopteri; Carangiformes; Carangidae
Gene: lpxn
Product: leupaxin-like
Exons: 9
Coding region: 125-1324 (399 amino acids)
Source: RefSeq, a predicted model, not a curated record
AACACCAACCUUUGUCAGAGGAAGUGACGGUUUCGACAAGAUGAGAAAUAACCUUAGUAACUAACCAGCAGCAAAAAAAACGACAGUCACUCAAGCAAGUUUUGUGCUGAGAUCAGGAACCAGCAUGGAUGAGCUUGAUUCGCUGUUGGAAGAGCUUGCCCUGAAUCCAGCAGGUUCAGAGAGCGUCAAUGAAAACAGGGGGAAUGAUGCAGCUGAUGGAGAGGUAUCAGGUGCAAGCUAUGCUGGACUUAUCAAGAACCAAAAAAGCUCAGCCUUCUCAAAUGUCUACAGUGAUCUGCCAGCUCCUGUGGCAGCUUCCUUGGAGCCUGACUCACCCACUAAGGAGCUGGACUCCAUCUUGCAAGAGCUGAGGUGUCUGGGAGAGGGAGAAGAGAUUCCAGCGUCUUCAACGACCCCGCCACCACUUGUACAAAAGCAGUCCAUGAAAAGGAAAACAGAAGGUGGACAACAGGAGAACAAGGAGAGCAGCGGCAGCACGGCAGGUUCAGAUACGAAGGCCUCGACCACGAGCAAGAAAACAGAUGCUAUAGAUGACCUGCUCGGAGGGCUGAGCUCUGACUUGGAGAGGAUUGGCGUACGCACCACGGCCAAGGGCCACUGUGCUUCCUGCAACAAAUGCAUUGUGGGAAAGAUGAUCACAGCACUGGGUGAAGUGUGGCACCCUGAACACUUUGUGUGUGUGGUCUGUAAGACUGAGCUGGGCACCACAGGCUUCUUUGAGAGAGAGGGGCGACCGUACUGUGACAAAGACUACCAUCACCUCUUUUCUCCUCGUUGUGCUUAUUGCAAGGGGCCCAUUGUGCAGAACAUUCUGACAGCCCUGGACCAGACCUGGCACCCCGAGCACUUCUUCUGUACACACUGUGGAGACCUGUUUGGAGCAGAAGGAUUCCUAGAGAAGGAUGGGAAGCCAUAUUGUUGCAAGGACUUCUACCACCUCUUUGCUCCAAAGUGCUCAGGCUGUGGGGAGUCAGUGAGGGAGAACUACCUGACUGCAGCCAAUGGCACCUGGCAUCCAGAGUGCUUCGUCUGCGCAGACUGUCUGAAGCCCUUCACUGAUGGCUGUUUCAUGGAGUUGGAAGGUCGACCCCUCUGCUUGGUGCACUUCCACUCCAGGCAGGGCACUCUGUGCGGCCACUGUGCUGAGCCCAUCACGGGCCGCUGCAUCUCUGCUCUCGAUCGCAAGUUUCACCCCGAGCACUUCAUGUGUGCGUUCUGUCUGCGGCAGCUCAGCCAAGGCAUCUUCAAGGAGCAGAAAGAGAAGCCGUACUGCUUGACUUGCUUUAACAAACUCUUUGUGUGAGACAUGCAGGACAUAACGCACAAAUGAUGCAACGGAAAAACAAAUGAAAUACUGCGGCUCUGCCACUGUUGAGCUUAUAAUAUCCUUGUCCAUAGUAUGAAUGAUAAAUUGAAAUGACUAUAUUCAACUCUUACAGUACAUUACAUAUCUGAUCUGUUUUUGCAUUGGUACAGAUGAGCAAUAAACAUUUCACUUUUUCAGUACA